Messenger RNA from Onthophagus taurus, 941 nucleotides. RefSeq names its product mitochondrial E3 ubiquitin protein ligase 1-like. The record is from RefSeq and is a predicted model, not a curated record. Gene Ontology annotation, biological process: protein ubiquitination; organelle organization. Gene Ontology annotation, molecular function: ubiquitin-protein transferase activity. NCBI's taxonomy places the organism in Eukaryota, Metazoa, Arthropoda, Insecta, Coleoptera, Scarabaeidae.
UGUCAAAAUGAUAAUAAUGUCGUAAAACUCGUCUUUAAUAACUAAUAUUUUUUUUAAUUAACGUUAUUAAUUUAGGGGAAUAUCCGCAAUGGAUUUUCCACUUGAAACGAUAAUCUUAGCCGUAGACGCGAUGGUGUUCGCGGCUUGUUUUUUGGCGUAUUACAAGAAAAAAACCAUCAUCAAUCAAAUUGAAAACGCUCCGCAGCUUGGAAUAACAAACGAUUUGAAGAAUGUCGUAAUGGACUAUCCGGGGUACCGAAUACCCUACGCUUGCAUCCAAGGAGUCGUUAAACCCAUCGGAGUACCUAUUAUAAGCAAUUCCAACCCGAAAGUUAACGGCGUCGUACAAUACAUCAUCUUAAGAGAGCAUAUAGCCCAGUUAACAGAAGGUCACUGGUCCGACCGACAAAGAAUAAUACGAAAAAUUCGAAACGUUGUCCCGUUUACGAUUUCAAAUAGUGAACAAAGUGUAAAAAUUUUGGCACCGCUUUCUGCUGCAAUGCUCGAUAUGGAUAUAAUCAGCGAUACUUAUAGCGGAAAUGCGCAAGAAGUAAUCAGCCACGCGUGGUCGCAUAUACUUGGAGUUAAACAAACCGGAAUCCAAACAACCGAAAAGAUGCUAAAAAGCGGAACUAUACUUACAGCGAUCGGGGAGCUAAGCUUAUCUCCGGAUAGAAAACAAGUUUUUGUUACCCCACCAUCGAACGGAGCUCCAUACUUUUUAACUUUUAUGGAAGUUUCUUCUCUUUUGGCGAAAUUAAAGCGUAGCAAAUUCACAUACGGGAUUGUAUGCGCAGUGUGUUUUGCACUUGGAUUAUAUCUUUGCGUUCGGUUUCAAAAGAAGAAAAAAGAUACCGAUUUUAGGCUAGUAGAAUAAAAAUUUUAAUAUAUCUAUGUAUCUAUUUUAUAUGAUUUCAUAUUAAACAGUGUAUUAGCUAUAA